UCGGGCGCAUGAAGGCAGCGCUUUCAAGGCGGUGGUAGAGGCUACUGCUGCAAAGGGUGUUUGACGCCCCGGACUGCAUCACCACAUCCCAAGCCGUGGUUCAGCUGUGUGCUGCAAUCGGGUGCGGUUUGCUUCCUCGGGCGACGCCACGUUGGUGGAUGCGGUGGAGAGCUGGCGGGACUUGGGAGGAUUUACGAGUGUGCGAUGACGCGACAGACGACUACUUCCGGGAAAAGCUCCGCAUGUCUAGGAGAGUGUUCAUGGAGAUCAGCGAAGCAUGUGUGCCUCAUGUGCAGCGACAGGUGACAUUUUACAAGGAGCCACUACAGCCGGAGCAGAUCGUCGCGUACGCGCUGUAUAGGUGGGCCACAGGAGAGUCUUACGAUAACAGCACAUCAUCCUUCGGCACGGGCAGGACUUCCGGAGUUCGAGCCGUGCGCGAUGUGACAGCCGCUAUUUUGAGGGUGUACGGGGAGAAGAUAUCGUGGCCGACGGGGGUGUGGAAACAAGUCGUGCUACGGGCAUUUCUGGACAAGGGCUUUCCAAACUGCCAUGGCGCAAUUGACUGCACAUACAUCUACGUGGACAAACUGGCGAACGCGCCGAGUGAGAACUACUUCGACCGCAAGCACCGUUUUUUCGUCAUUGCGCAGGUUGUGGUGGACCUGGAUCUGCGCGUCCUUGAUGUGUUCGUGGGAUAUCCGGGUAGCUGCCACAACAUUAGGGUGAUCCAGUUGUCAAGUCUGUCGAGGCGCGCGGAAGAGGGAUUGCUGUUUUGUGGGCCGCCUGUGACGCUGCCGGGAGGGGUGACGACGAGCGGAUACAUCUUGGGCGACAACGGGGAUCCUCCUUAUGAGUGGGUGGUGGUGCCGUAAGGAGGAAUCAAUCAACACCCGAACG
Chara braunii is the source of this 900-nucleotide messenger RNA. The record is from the annotation of a GenBank genome assembly. Lineage: Eukaryota; Viridiplantae; Streptophyta; Charophyceae; Charales; Characeae.